AUGGUGCGCUUCAAUUUGCUGGCCCUCGCUGCCACCGCCCAGCUUGCCCAAGCGUGGCUUCCAAAUGACGGUUCGAAGAAGCUAUUGGAUACCCGAGGCUUCAGUCUCUUUGAUGGGCAAAACACCACCGACGAUGGUGUUGAAAAGCGUUGGAUGCCCGGUUCCGGCAAGAUCAGGGGUGUCAACCUCGGGUCUCUUUUCGUCUUUGAGCCGUGGAUGGCCAACACGGAAUGGACUAACAUGGGCUGUGGUGGUCAGAACUCCGAGUUCGAUUGUGUCAUGAACAUUGGCCAGGACAAGGCCGACGCGGCUUUCCAGAAGCAUUGGGGUUCGUGGAUUACCCAGAGCGACCUCGACGAGAUGAUGGGCUACGGUAUCAACACGAUUCGGAUCCCUCUCGGUUACUGGUUGGACGAGUCGUUGGUGGACAAGAACUCUGAACACUUUCCAAGGGGUGCCGAGAAGUACUUGAUCCAGCUUUGCGGAUGGGCUAGUGACCGCGGCUUUUACAUCAUCCUUGACCACCACGGAGCCCCGGGAGCCCAAGUUGCAAAGAACGCAUUCACCGGCCAAUUUGCGUCGACGCCCGGUUUCUACAAUGACUAUCAGUAUGGCCGCGCCGUCAAGUUCCUCCAGUACCUAAGGAAGCUUGCACAUGACCACAACGAGCUUCGCAACGUCGGCAUGAUCGAGCUUGUCAAUGAGCCUACGAGCUGGGAUUCAGCUGUGCCGUCUAUGCGGAGCACCUUCUACAAGAAUGCCUACAAUGCCAUUCGUCAAGUCGAAAACGAUCUUGGCACCACUGCCAACAACCAAUUCCACAUCCAGAUGAUGAACACCCUCUGGGGCUCCGGCAACCCGGUCGAAUUCCUCGACAGCAAGUACUUCACCGCCUUCGACGAUCACCGCUACCUCAAGUGGGCGACGAACGUGCCCGUCACUCACGACAGCUACAUCUCGACGUCCUGCAAGGACAACCGGAACAGCGACUCCUCCGGUCCCACCAUCGUCGGCGAGUGGAGCAUCAGCCCUCCGGACUCGGUCGAGAACACGGAUGGCUGGAGCAAGGACACGCAGAAGGACUUUUACAAGAAGUGGUUCGCGGCGCAGGUGUAUGCGUACGAGAAGUCGACUGCGGGCUGGGUCUUCUGGACGUGGAAGGCUCAGCUUGGUGAUUACCGGUGGUCUUACAGAGACGCUUUCAUUGCCGGUGUUGUUCCGAGGGACCUGAACACGAUCGCAAACUCUGGUGUUUGCAGCUAG
Colletotrichum karsti is the source of this 1263-nucleotide messenger RNA. RefSeq names its product endo-beta-1, 6-glucanase. Gene Ontology annotation, cellular component: extracellular region; cell surface. Lineage: Eukaryota; Fungi; Ascomycota; Sordariomycetes; Glomerellales; Glomerellaceae. Gene Ontology annotation, biological process: glucan catabolic process. Gene Ontology annotation, molecular function: beta-glucosidase activity. The record is from RefSeq and is a predicted model, not a curated record. The coding region runs from base 1 to 1263 and encodes 420 amino acids. The transcript is spliced from 5 exons.